AUGUUACUCGCUUGGUGGUUCGUGUUGAAAGAGACCGACAAACGCCGGUUCAUUUAUUCGAUGACGCUUGACAUACGUCAAGCGUACAUAAUACAACUUGAUUCUGCAAGCGACAUCACGGUAAUCUGCGAACAAACAUGGCAUCAGCUGGGUAACCCACAAACGACGCCCCCAUCGAUCAACGCAGUCAACGCAUCCGGUAAACCACUGGGGCUCAUUGGCGAGUUUGAAUGCAAUGUCACGUUCAACGGGACAACGAAACGUGGCAAAUGUUUUGUCUCGUCAUCCCCUAGCCUCAACGUUUUCGGCAUCGAUUGGAUCGAUAUGUUCAAUCUGUGGGCACUGCCAUUCGAUUCGAUCUGCAACAGCAUCUCUUCGACAACCAAACCAGCGUUUGAUGACGAGAUCCAAAAGCUCCGGAGUGACCAUCCGAACGUGUUCGACGACUCGCUAGGACACUGCACAAAGACAAAGCGCCCGGUUCCAUUCAACACAAUUCCAUUGGUUGACACCGAGCUAAACCGUCUCGAAUCCAUGGGAAUCAUCACUCCAAUCGAUUUUUCGGAAUGGGCCGCUCCGAUCGUUGCUGUCCGUAAACCCAAUGGACGAGUUCGCAUCUGCGCGGACUAUUCGACAGGACUGAACAAUGCGUUGGAAGCAAACCAUUAUCCUCUGCCGACGCCUGAAGAAAUUUUUGCUCAGUUGGCUGGUAGUCGUGUCUUUAGCAUCAUCGAUUUGUCGGACGCAUACCUACAGGUCGAAGUGGAUGACGAUUCAAAGAAGCUAUUGGGUCGUAUGAAUAAAAAGUACUACGCAGUGAAAAUCUUACAUUAUGGAAGAAAAUCGCCAGUUCCACGAAAACCAGUUGUUGAAGUCGAAUUUGCAUAUCCAGAAGUGAACUUGCAGGUGCCAAAUGAUGACGAAGAUGGAUUAUCCAAGGAAGUUCCAGAAAAAUCAACACAAAUCAGUGAUUUCCAUUUUGCUACCGCUUUGCGCCGCUUCGGGAGUGUCUUGUUGCAAAAAAAUCAAACCCCCCAGAUGAAGAAAAUGAAAUCACAGGCGGCAAAAGAAAUGAUUAUGCAUUUCUUGGUGGAACAUGGCAUCGAAUUAACAGAAAAACAAAUAUUGAAAAAGGUGAACAAUAUGAAAUCGCGAAUCAAAUCCAAAACGGACAAAAAGGCUACCGGGAAUAAACAAAUAUCCUUGAAUCCGGGAGAGAGAAUCAUCUAUGACCUCCUAGGAGCUGAAGAAAACCCUGCAGUAACGAAAGUGAACUAUGGUGUUUCAGUGGGAUCGAGCUCCACUGCUGUGAUGAAACGGAGCAGCAUGAUAAUUUCGGACGACGAAGAAGACAUGCUUAAUUCACUGGUCAACGUUGGACGUUCGGUUCUUAACGUUUUGGCAGAAUCAGGCCAAAUAGGCUCCGGAAAAUCGCGUACAUCUGAAGAACAGAAACCACAAACGCCAAGUGGGUGCUACAAGCGAAAACCUCGAAGGAAUCAAGAAAAGCUCUCGAACGCUCAGCUUCAGCAAAAUGUCCUAAUCAAGCAAUGUGAAGUUCUUGAGCAGCAAAAACGGAUUAAUGAGAGGUUGGAGGUCGUACUCGAUAAGGCAGGAGAAUUAUUGAACCGUUAUUUGGAAUGAGGAACCGUUGACAAUAUGGAGAACGUAGUUUCCCCGGAAUUUUAAUACAUGUUUACUGAAUUAAUCCGUAAUUUAAAUGAAUAAAAGCUGUUAAAGUUGUGUUUAUUGUUUUGGAUAACGAC
Molecule: messenger RNA, 1766 nt
Organism: Armigeres subalbatus
Lineage: Eukaryota; Metazoa; Arthropoda; Insecta; Diptera; Culicidae
Source: RefSeq, a predicted model, not a curated record